Messenger RNA from Centruroides sculpturatus (bark scorpion), 1069 nucleotides. RefSeq lists its product as uncharacterized. The transcript has a single exon. NCBI's taxonomy places the organism in Eukaryota, Metazoa, Arthropoda, Arachnida, Scorpiones, Buthidae. The record is from RefSeq and is a predicted model, not a curated record. Bases 1 to 882 code for a protein of 293 amino acids.
AUGUCUUCAUUAUACGAUUUGCCACGCACCGAAGAAGAAUCUGUAUUAUUUUUUCAAGAAAAAGGUAUUUUACCUAGUGCUCGAAUAUGUAAAAAUGGGCAUGAAAUGAAAUUAAAUAUAUCUAAAGGCGUUUGGAGAUGCACCAUAAGUAGCUGUGAUGUAAUGAUAAGCAUCCGUUCUAAUAAUUGGUUUAGCGGAUCACGGAUACCAUUUUUAACGGCGGUAAGAUUUAUUUACCAUUGGACGGAGGAAGUUACAUCUAUAAAGUGGUGUCGAAAACAUCUAAAUAUUUGCGACAAAACAACUAUAGACUGGAAUAGUUUUUUGAGGGAGGUAUGUUUUUUACAUUUGUUGAAACAACCGAACAGGCGAAUAGGCGGUCCCGGAAAAAUCGUGGAAAUCGACGAAACGCUUUUCACAAGGCGAAAAAGCAACGCUGGAUGGGUUCUUCCACAACAGUGGAUAUUCGGCGGAAUAUGCCGAAAAACUGGUGAUUGUUUUCUCGUUCCAGUUCCUAAUAGAGAAGCAACCACACUAAUGACAAAAAUCGUGGAGCACAUUGAACAAGAAUCAACAAUUUAUUCUGACUGUUGGCGAGCUUACAAGACGGAUGAAUUAGAAAGAGCAGGUUACAGUCAUUUUACUGUAAACCAUAAAUAUAAUUUCGUUGAUCCAACAACGGGUGCUCACACUCAAAACAUUGAAAGAUUGUGGGGCUCCGCUAAGUGGCGCAACAAAAAACAACGAGGCACGGCUCGCCAUCAUCUGGAGUCUUACCUUGCAGAGUUUAUGUGGAAAAAGUCAUUGGGACAAGGAAAUGCUUUUGAAAACAUAUUAAAAGCAAUCGCGGAAAUAUGGCAGCCGCAAACUAUAUGCCAGUAAUAUGGAAUUAUGUAAACGGCUAUGUAGACAUGUAAUAUACUUUAAAAUAAACGAUAAUUUAAACUAAUUUAAUUGUUUGUUAACUUUUUCUUAAAAUUAUUGCAAAGUUUUAAUUAACAACGUUGAAAUAACAAAACUAAGUUGAUAACACGUGUGUUGGUAGGUUAGCCAGCCGAGUUAAUUUGUU